AUGUCAACCCAGCAAACCGCCAAGACCCAAUAUGUACAGGCUCCCAAUGGAGUCAAGUACGCUUACCGCCGCAUUGGAGCAGCCACAGGAACUCCUUUGCUCUGCUUGGCCCAUUUCAGAUCUACAAUGGAUCAUUGGGACCCUCUGUUGAUCAAUACUAUUGCAGCGCGUCGAAAUCUGAUUCUCUACGAUUAUCCUGGCGUAGGUCGAAGCACCGGGCAGGUUGCUUCAACAAUCCGCCAGAUGGCUGCCGAUGUACACACUUUUCUCGGCCUUGUUGGUCUCACUGAAGUUGACGUUCUGGGAUUUAGCAUUGGUGGAAUGGUGGCUCAGCUCGUCGGACUGAACGCACCGCCUACCAUCAAUGUACGGAAGCUUGUCCUUUGCGGCACCGGUCCCAGUGCUGGACCAGAGUCGGUGCCUACUCCAAACAUGGCCGGUUUUUUGGAACACUCUGGAGUCAAGCACAUGGAGUUGCCGCAAAUGCGAAUCUUGUUCUUUCCCAUGACCAAAGAAGGAGAGUAUGCUGCUCAGGGCUAUUGGGAGAGAAUCCACGAGCGAGGAGUCGAGAGCUCCGGUGAAGAGCACAUUAAAUUUCUCAGCGACGGUCUGACUGAUGGAGGCGACGGAAUGAAUACAAUGCGCAACGGUAUUGCCGAGUUCUUUACGCCCGAGACCUCUCAAGGACUCAACGGAUCCUAUGACAGACUGGCGGACUUGAAGAUGCCCGUUUUAGUUGCAAACGGCCAUGUGAAUUUCCCUCGCCGCUUCGACGAAGCCCUUAUGCUAACAUCCGCUUACUAUAGGACGAUUACAUCGUUCCCAGUGUCAACAGUUGGGUAA
Molecule: messenger RNA, 843 nt
Organism: Trichoderma aggressivum f. europaeum
Lineage: Eukaryota; Fungi; Ascomycota; Sordariomycetes; Hypocreales; Hypocreaceae
Exons: 1
Coding region: 1-843 (280 amino acids)
Source: RefSeq, a predicted model, not a curated record